Salvia splendens (bonfire salvia) is the source of this 856-nucleotide messenger RNA. RefSeq names its product chaperonin-like RBCX protein 1, chloroplastic. The record is from RefSeq and is a predicted model, not a curated record. Gene Ontology annotation, molecular function: protein folding chaperone. Lineage: Eukaryota; Viridiplantae; Streptophyta; Magnoliopsida; Lamiales; Lamiaceae. Bases 169 to 690 code for a protein of 173 amino acids. The transcript is spliced from 6 exons. Gene Ontology annotation, biological process: ribulose bisphosphate carboxylase complex assembly.
AGUGUACGAUAGAGUGACAUCCCCUCACUUGCAUCACAAUAAUAAUACAAAUACAAAUACAAAUUCAAAUUCAAUAAAAAAAAUUAAAUAAAAUUAAAAAUAAAAUAAAAAUCAUAGUAGCUGCUGCAUCACAGAUCGAAAAAUCGAAUCUAGCCCCAAACCGGAAAGAUGGCAUCCCACACAAUUCCACCGUCGCCGUCCGUUUUCCCGCCAAAACCCCACGGCGGCGCAAGCAGGCCUCCUCUUUCCCUUCGGCCAUGGUGGACCCCAACUACUCCCUCCGCCUCCACAACUCUCCAAUGUCACAAGAUUAUGCGCGCCCUAGGGUUCGGGGAAGCCUCGCCGGAAGCUAAAGCAGCAAAACACCUUCACGACUUCUUCACCUACGUCGCCGUUAGAAUUGUGAUUGCGCAGCUUGAGAGCUAUAACGAAGAGGCGUAUGCAGAUAUGAUGAAAUUCAUGGAAAAUCACUCGGUCGACGACGGGGACAAGUUUUGUGCUGAUUUGAUGCGGGAAUCGUCAAAUCACAAAGCUCUAGCUUUGCGCAUAUUAGAGGUUCGAUCUGCGUAUUGCAAAACUGAUUUCGAAUGGGACAAUUUACAACGAUUGUCACAAAAGAUGGUGGAAGAUCGUAAUACAAAAGUGAUGAGGGACUAUUUAUCGGAGACGACAAUGAAAAGUGAGAACUAAGGGAGAUCCCAUUGGACACAAUGUUUGUAUAUUUUAUGUGUUUGUUUCUCUGUGAUGUGCUUCAAUGUGUGAAUGGGAACCAAUUAGGCUGCUGCUUAGUCAAUUCUAUUCGGAUUAUGGAAUACAGAUUUAAUAGUUGAAAACAUGAAAAUAUUAAGUUCUACAA